AGUGAUGAGACUAAAAGCUGCAAAGAAACAUCUGGGACAAAGAAAGGCGUGGAUUACCAGGCUCAAGAUGCAAGAUUGUGAAAACAUCAAAUAAACUAAAGGACCUGGGAGAAUCAAUACGUGGAAAGUAUCAGUUUUUUUCCAGAAGAUGACAGAGUGCAUGCAGAGAGACUCAGCCGGGGCAUUAAAAGAAAGCUGCUGAAUCUUAGAGACGUCGACUGAAACUUCACGUGCAGAGACUCAGGAUCCCGCUGCAGAAUCUCCGGUGUGUCGGGCAGCACAGCACAGAGUCCAGAUGAUGGGCUGCAUCACAGACUUCUUCACCUACGAAACCACAAAGUCAGUGGUGGUGAAGAGCUGGACCAUUGGCAUCAUUAACCGGGUCGUCCAGCUUCUCAUUAUUACUUAUUUUAUCGGCUGGGUGUUCCUGCAUGAGAAGGCAUACCAGGUGUGGGACUCUGCCAUAGAAUCCUCCGUCAUGACCAAAGUCAAGGGUUUCGGUGUGUAUAAUAACAGAGUCAUGGAUGUGGCCGAUUACGUCAUCCCCACUCAGGGUGCCUCUGUGUUCUGUAUCAUCACCAAGCUCAUUACCACUGAGAAUCAAGUCCAGGGCUUCUGUCCAGAGAGUGAGAUUAAGUACGCCUGCGGAAAUGACAGCGACUGCAAGGCCUUAACCAACAAGCCUGGAGGGAAUGGUGUGAUGACAGGCAGGUGUGUCAGUUUCAACAGCUCACUAAACACCUGUGAGAUAACAGGAUGGUGCCCAGCUGAGAUUGACUAUGUUAAAAUCCAACCCAUGAUGGAAGUGGAGAAUUUCACCAUCUUCAUCAAGAACAGCAUUCGCUUCCCACUUUUUAACUUCACAAAGGGUAACUUCCUGCCCACCAUCACCAGCGACUACAUCAAAAAGUGCAACUUUCACCCUGUCAACGACACCUACUGCCCCAUCUUCCGGGUGGGAGACGUCAUCCGCUUUGCUCACCAGAACUUCACCACUUUGGCCCAUAAGGGAGGAGUGAUAGGGAUAAAGAUCGGAUGGCAGUGUGACCUGGACAAGUCAGAGGACAACUGCAACCCCUCCUACUCCUUCACACGACUAGAUGCCGUUUCUGAGAAAACCAGCGUGUCUCCUGGGUACAAUUUUAGGUAUGCUAAGUACUACAAGAUGGACAAUGGGACUGAGUACCGUACACUGCUCAAGGCCUACGCCAUCCGCUUUGAUGUGCUGGUCAAUGGCAACGCUGGGAAGUUCAACAUGAUCCCAACUAUCAUCAACAUGGUUGCAGCAUUUACCUCUGUGGGAGUGGGAACAGUUCUUUGCGACAUCAUCCUUCUGAACUUCCUGAAGGGGGCGGAGCAAUACAAAGCCAAGAAAUUUGAAGAGGUAACACAGCAGUCAAUGUUUUUUCCCGUAUCUGGACUUUCAGCCAAUGAGACGCUAUGUUGCCUGUUUGUCUGUAAAUAUUCAGCUGGAUGGUGCUGCACUUUUCCUAAAGUGUCUCUUUGGUUCUGUUCAGGUGUCAGACACCCAGAUAAUGUCCAGCAUCUCCCAGAGUAACGGGCUGCACCGCAGCAGCUGUGACCAGCUGUCUGUCAAACAAGAUGAGAAGUGGUCCAAUGAGUCCUGGGGUUUCUCUUAUGGGCAGUAGGGACCAAGGACACAAUUGUAGAGCGAAAGAGAUACAGAGCAGCAUCACAGAGCCCUGGAGGUACUGGAUUUUUUUUUAAAAACAUAUAGUGAAAAUUUACAUUGUCCAAUGACCUGUUUAAUCUAUUCUUUUUUGACUGAAACAAAAUUAAUCUCUCAUAUACCUCUCUUAGAGGAAAUAAACAGAUACCAGAAUGUAACAAAUAAAAAUCAGAUAUUACCUACUAAAAGUCAUUCCAUCUUGUUGCAUGUUACUCUGUUAUUAGUUUUAACAGACUAAAGACUGUAUUGAGGGUCAAAAUUCUUCAUACGAAUAAAGUGUAGUCUGACCUGUUUAAAAUACUUCCAUUGUUUUAGAAGAAUCCAACCAAUACAGUGAACAUGCAACAGCAUAACCAUCAAUGAGAUGGAAAUAAAGAGGAGAGUGACUUUACAUUUACAUUUACAUUUACAGCAUUUGGCAGACGCCCUUAGCCAGAGCGACUUACAUAAGUGCUUUAAGACUCUAAAAGUCUUUAGCAUUAUAAUGGAUAGGAAAUGUGCUCCAACAUCAUCUCCUGUUCAGAGCUCUUCCUAUGAGACAUGCAGCGCUGAUCUUUACAGGCCUGACAGAAAUAAAAUGUAUGAAAGAGUAAAAUUGCAGGCUUUGUGAAAGUUUAAAUAAACGUAAUAAUAACCAAUAA
Molecule: messenger RNA, 2331 nt
Organism: Paramormyrops kingsleyae
Lineage: Eukaryota; Metazoa; Chordata; Actinopteri; Osteoglossiformes; Mormyridae
Source: RefSeq, a predicted model, not a curated record